Phanerochaete carnosa HHB-10118-sp is the source of this 2224-nucleotide messenger RNA. RefSeq lists its product as uncharacterized. The record is from RefSeq and is a predicted model, not a curated record. NCBI's taxonomy places the organism in Eukaryota, Fungi, Basidiomycota, Agaricomycetes, Polyporales, Phanerochaetaceae. The coding region runs from base 17 to 1732 and encodes 571 amino acids. The transcript has a single exon.
AAUUUUCAGUGUAAUCAUGACAGGAUCCUAUAGCCCGCUGUCUCGAGAAGAUCGCAUACAAAUUGAAGAACAAAUUGUAUCCUACAAAGGCGAGAUAGCUCGAUUAAAUAGACGACUCAAUGCGGACGCAAACAUAAUGCGCCUACCGGACGAAUUGUUGACAGAAAUCUUUGUGCACUACGUUUGUGCAUGGCAAACCCUCCCACCCAGGAACCGGGGCCAUGUCAUGCAACCCUUGGGCUGGCUCCAGAUAACCCACAUUUGUCACCACUGGAGGGAGAUUGCGCUGUGCUCGUCUGUUCUCUGGACGUCUAUCAGCGUCGGUAACUCGACGGAGCUCACCUCUACGCUCAUUGAAAGGUCCUCCCAGGCGGAUCUACACAUCCAGGGUUGCUUGACUUACCCCGAGCUCGACGGAUUCACGGACGGUUACCAUGAGUGGAGGCCUCUCGGUCAAGUCUCACAUCGGAUUCGUUCGCUUCGCCUCGACAUUGUUGCAGAGACGCCCCCGUUUCUGCCCGCCAACAGUGGCAUACCUCCUCUCUCGGGUUUGAAAACCCUCGUUCUUGACGUGCCUCUGUAUUUCAGAGCAGUGCAGCAACUUCCUUCCUUCCUCGUAUCGGACACCAUCUCCCUCAAUUACCUCAAGACCCACACGUUCGCAUUUACAGCUAUCCAACCUUUACUUAGCUCAUCUUUGAGAGCUCUCUCCCUGCGCCGAUUCUGUAUGUCGAGAACACCGUGGGGGACAGUUUUUGACACGCUCAGGAACCUCACCAACCUCGAGCAAUUGGACUUGGAAGAUAGUUUCAUGCCGCUGCCGACAAAUUUCACAGAGCUUCCCUUCAUCGCGGGUCGAGUCGUCACGCUUCCGUCCCUGCGAUCUCUGUCCCUGUCGGCCGAAGUGGCAGCCCCGGCCGGUCUGGUGUUACGCCAGCUGCGUUUUCCCGGACAAGCCACACUAACGAUCAAGUAUGGAGACCAGUUCCAGGAAGACGGGCCUACCGUAGAAUUUGACGAGAGCCAAGAUUUGGCGUGUCUUGCAAUUGCAACAUCUCUCAGACUAUCGGGAGAGACAGCCACAUCACCUCCGCCCCCUAUCCUUGCUCUUCGCCUAGACAGCGGCGGGCAGAUGAAACACCUGCACCUCAACGGCAUACCUCGCAUUGUAGGAUGGCCACAUACCAUACCAUUAGAUCGCCCGAUAUCCGCUCACACAACGAACCCGAUCCUUUCCAUAGAAGCGGGAUAUCGUUUUCCAGAUCUCUUGUCUCAGUUAUGCAUAACACCACCUCUCCGUCAAGUGCAGUCGCUCGACAUCACCAGCUGCCAUGUCUUGACGAGCUUCUCAGACGCAUUGCAAAAAGCAUUUGCCCAUCUCCCUUUCUUAUCGACAAUUCGGGUGGCGGACAACUCUGUCCUCCCGCUGCUCAUAGCAAUGCUGCCAGGCGAACACAACGGGGAUGGCUCCCCCAUUCCUUUCCCGGCCCUGAAGACGCUCUAUAUCCGCGACUUCCUGUUCCUCUUACCCGACGGCUGGGACGGAGAAUCCGACGAAAACGUUUGUGCGCUCGAUCUGAUGCUCAGCCAGCGCGCGCUGCGAGGGCGCCGCCUCGACCAGUUGUUUAUAACAGAGUGCAGCCGCGUUCUUCCAGAAGAUAUCAGGAGGCUUGAGGUGCAUGUUGGGCUAUUGACUUGGGAUGGAGUUUCCUACCCGUCUGAUGUGUGGUAGAACAACCAGAAAUGCUGGAAAGUAUGUUGAGACCCUGAACCUUUAAUUGAGGGCUGUAUCCUAAUCACCCUUCUUCACGCUCGAGCGGGACACCUUUUGAAUUUGGUGUACAUAUCGACCCCUAGCAACGGGCCGUGUACGCAGGUGGUGACCUCGGUCGCUGGCGACGGGUCACCAGCGAGGUGACCAGGGCCAAGUGGCACCCCGGCGUAUACUCUAUAUACACGUUCGGAGCAUACAAUUUUCAGUCGGCUACGGAACUGACACUACAAGUUCAUAAGCCACUCGCUUGUAUAUAUAACUCUAUCCUUUGGUAUAUAACGUUAACCAUAGAUCUCCCACCUAUUAUAUGAUGGAGCACUGUCUCAGCGUUUUAGCGCCUCCGAGUCUGUUGGUGGCAAGCUUCCUCGUCCGCUCUUCUAUGUGCUCAUCUCCUGCGUAACCAGCCGCACAAAAACAGCCAUGAACUGUCAAAGUACAAUAAAAGGAUGU